Molecule: messenger RNA, 3328 nt
Organism: Cucurbita moschata (crookneck pumpkin)
Lineage: Eukaryota; Viridiplantae; Streptophyta; Magnoliopsida; Cucurbitales; Cucurbitaceae
Exons: 5
Coding region: 435-2861 (808 amino acids)
Biological process (GO): deadenylation-dependent decapping of nuclear-transcribed mRNA; P-body assembly
Cellular component (GO): P-body
Molecular function (GO): RNA binding
Source: RefSeq, a predicted model, not a curated record
UCUCUCUCUUUCCCGACCUUUCAUCCCUGUAAAUUACCUAAAGCCCAACCUCCAAAAUGUUCCUAUUGUAUUCUCUCUCUCUCUCUUCGAGAGAGAUAGGUCUUCUUCUUCUUCUUCUGGUCUUCACUUGUGGCCGGAAUUUGUAACGCUGUUUGAUUCCUGUAAUGCUGUUGUUUUUCUUCUAGUGAAUCUUGGGUUUCAGUUUGAGAUAACCCUAGAAUAGAAGCUACCGUGUUUGUGAAUUGUUUUGUUUCUGGAGGAGGGGGUGGAGGUUGAGGAUUAUGACUACAGCGUUGUUUUUUGUUGUUUGGUUGUAGUUUAUCGGCUUCUUCGUCUAGCUUCUGCUCUUCUGCUGCUUGUUUGUGUGUGUGUGUGUGUGAGUUUUCCAUUUUGGUUUGUAUGGUUUGUCCAUCUCUGUGUUUCUUCGAGGCUGUAUGAUUCUUUCUUAUGCCAUGGAACAACCUGAUGCCAAGGAUUUGAGGGACUCUGCGGGGAAUUCCUCUGCUAAUACACUCUUUGAUGCUUCACGAUAUGAGUUUUUUGGUCAAAAUGUCGUGGGAGAAGUGGAGCUGGGAGGUUUAGAAGAAGAUGAAGACGUUCCUUUAUUUGGAUCUACAGAUGAAGAGUAUCGUCUAUUUGUUCGGGAAGAGAGUGCAGGGUUGGGAUCUUUAUCGGAAAUGGAUGAUUUGACAAGUACUUUUGCGAAGUUGAACAAAGUUGUUACUGGACCAAGACAUCCAGGAGUCAUUGGCGAUCGAGGAUCUGGUUCUUUUUCUCGGGAAAGUUCAUCUGCAACUGAUUGGGCACAAGAUGGAGACUUUUGUAAUUGGUUAGAGCAGCAUGUAUUUGAUUCAGAAUGUGCUCAGGAGGAGAAGAGAUGGUCAUCCCAACCUCAACCAGAUCCGAAACCUUUGUAUAGAACAUCCUCUUACCCUCAGCAACAACCUACACUACAGCACUAUUCUAGUGAACCAAUUCUAGUACCGAAAUCUUCUUUCACAUCCUUCCCUCCUCCAGGAAGUAGGUCUCAACAUGGUUCACCUCGUCACUUACAUAUUUCAUCCCUUGCGGAUGGAAGUCAGUUACCCUUAUCUGCACCAAACAUCACUUCUUUAUCCAAGGCUAAUCUGCAGUUAGCUGGUAUGCAUCAUGGCUUGCAUUAUGGAAGCAACAUGCACCAGUUCACCACUCCCGGCCUUUCUUUUAGUAGCAGGCCACAAAAUCAGUGGAUUAACAACGCUGGUCUAUUACAUGGAGAUCAUUCACAUCUGUUUAAUAGUAUGAUGCAACAGCAACUAUCUCAUCAACAUAGCCUUCUUUCCCCUCAGUUAUUGUCAGCUCAUCAACAGCUGCAACAGCACAGGCUACAUCAUCCAGUUCAACCAUCUUUGGCGCAUUUUGCAGCUCUUCAGUCUCAGCUGUAUAAUGCCCAUUCACCAUCCUCACAUAGAGCAAUGCUUGGAUUGACUGAUGUGAGAGAUCAGAAACCUAAGUCGCAGAGAGGGAAACAUAACAUGCGUUCUUCUCAGCAAGGUUCUGAAACCGGUAGUCAAAAGAGUGAUAGUGGAUCCAUCCAGUUUAGAUCUAAGCAUAUGACAGCUGAUGAGAUUGAGAGUAUUCUGAAGAUGCAGCAUGCUGCCACCCACAGCAAUGAUCCUUACAUAGAUGACUACUAUCACCAGGCUCGUGUUGCCAAAAAAGCUGCUGGUUCAAGAUCGAAAAAUGCAUUUUGUCCAUCUCGAAUAAGAGAGCUGCCAUCCCGAUCUCGUAGUGGUUCAGAUCAGCAUUCUCAAUCCACACCUGAUUCAUUGGGAAAAAUACCCCUCACUUCUAUUCGUAGACCUCGCCCCCUCCUUGAAGUUGAUCUUCCAUCCUCAGGUUCUUGUGAUGGUAGCACUGAACAGACAAUACCUGAGAGGCCUCUGGAGCAGGAACCGAUGCUUGCUGCUAGAAUCGCCAUUGAAGAUGGUCUCUGUCUUCUCCUUGAUAUAGAUGAUAUUGAUAGGCUUUUACAACACAAUAAACCGCAAGAUGGAGGUGUCCAGCUUAGGCGAAGGCGUCAGAUGCUGCUGGAAGGUUUGGCAGCAUCACUUCAGCUUGUUGACCCACUUGGGAAAAGUAGCCAUGGUGUUGGCCCAUCUCCAAAAGAGGACAUUGUGUUCUUGCGUUUGGCCUCUCUUCCCAAAGGUCGAAAGCUUCUUUCUAAAUUUCUCAAGCUGCUCUUCCCUGGUAGCGAGCUUGCACGAAUCGUCUGUAUGGCUAUUUUUCGUCACUUAAGGUUCUUGUUUGGUGGACUUCCAUCUGAUCCUGGAGCAGCUGAGACAACAUCUAAUCUUGCUAAGACUGUUUCUGCCUGUGUUAAUGGUAUGGACCUUCGUGCACUAAGUGCUUGUCUCGUUGCAGUUGUCUGUUCCUCAGAGCAGCCACCACUACGCCCCCUUGGAAGUUCUGCUGGAGAUGGAGCCUCUAUUGUUCUGAAGUCCAUUCUUGAAAGGGCUACUGAACUGUUAACCGAUCCUCAUGCAGUUAGUAACUGUAGCAUGCCUAAUCGUGCUCUCUGGCAGGCAUCCUUUGAUGAAUUCUUCAGUCUCCUUACCAAGUACUGUGUGAGUAAAUAUGAGACAAUAGUGCAGUCAUUAUUUUCACAGACACCAUCAAGCACCGACGUUAUAGGGUCAGAGGCAUCCAGAGCCGUCAGCCGCGAAAUGCCUGUGGAGCUUCUUCGUGCUAGUCUUCCUCACACCAAUGAGCCCCAAAGGAAGCUUUUAAUGGAUUUUGCCCAGCGUUCCAUGCCAGUUGCAGGAUUCAGCGCCCAUGGUGGAAGCAGUGGGCAAAUGAAUUCAGAAUCAGUUAGAGGUUAGGAAUGGAAAUCAUGAUGAAGUACCAGGUAAAUGAUGUUACCAGCAAGAUGGUGAUUUUCUGCAUCGCCUCACCUCCUUCAAGAAGUGUAAACGUUCUCGGUGUUCGAUGAGGCAGGACGCGAUGACCGGUAAGUAGCUGGCCAUAUCACAGGAGUCAGCUUGAGGGGCUUCUACUUUAUCUAUCCAUUUCAGCGUUUUCUUUUAACAUUUCUUAAGGAAAAAAAAAAAAAAGUUCAUCGAAAAAUGCUUAUUCUGUUUAAUAAUAGUCAUGCAUAAAUGUGUAUUAUCAAAAUUCUUAAUGGGGUUGUGACGGGAGCUUUAUUUUGGUGCUCUGUCUUUAACUUGAGGCUGAAAAGUCCAGAAAGUAGGUGUUGUAGAGAGCAGCAGUCAUUCUGAAACUUUCAGGAGUCUUCUCUUUUCCAGACUGAUUUUUCUUCUUUUAUUUGGAAGAUGUAUGUUUGUUCAAA